Manis pentadactyla (Chinese pangolin) is the source of this 542-nucleotide messenger RNA. It is a transcript of the gene CLC, whose product is annotated as Charcot-Leyden crystal galectin. Gene Ontology annotation, molecular function: carbohydrate binding. The record is from RefSeq and is a predicted model, not a curated record. Lineage: Eukaryota; Metazoa; Chordata; Mammalia; Pholidota; Manidae.
AUGUCUAACCUGCUGCUCUCCUGGGAACUGCUGCAGGCCCUGUACACAAGGCAUGUGUCCUCCUCCAUGUGCCCCUACGUGACAGUCAGAGGGAAACCUGCCACUGCUUUCAGCAAGAACCCACAGAUGCACGUGGAUUUCCACACUGGAACUGAUGAGAAGUUAGACACCACUUAUUUCCAAGUGUACUUUGGCCAAUGUGUGGUGAGGAACAGCCAUCAGAAUAGGGGCUGGAAAUGUGAGAAGAAAUCCUCCUAUAUGCCCUUUGUGGAUGGCAAACCAUUUGACCUGCACAUCUUGGUGCUGCAAAGAGUACCAGGUGUAAUGAUAAAUGGCUAACACUAUUAUAGUUUUGCUCAUCGACUCCAGCCAGGAUCUGUGAAGAUGGUGCAGGUGUGGAGAGAUGUUUCCCUGACCUCGGUGUGUGUCUGCUAGAGAGAGAUCGGACUCCCCAUCUUCAGAGAUCCCUCCAUCUGAGUGACUGUGUGAUUUCCAGAACUUGUUAGCAAAAUGGUUCUUUCUCAUCCUUCCCCCACACUUAG